This is a messenger RNA of Alligator sinensis (Chinese alligator), 3001 nucleotides long. RefSeq lists its product as uncharacterized. Bases 1722 to 2579 code for a protein of 285 amino acids. The record is from RefSeq and is a predicted model, not a curated record. Lineage: Eukaryota; Metazoa; Chordata; Crocodylia; Alligatoridae. The transcript is spliced from 9 exons.
CAAAAGAAAGAUCUUCCAGAGACAAAGAACGAUCAAAAGAUAGUGACAGAACAUCACGUGACAAAGACAGAAGUUCAAGAGAGAGGUCACCCCGAGAGCAGAAAGACAGGAAACGUUCCUAUGAAAGUGCUAAUGGACGAUCAGAAGACCGGAGAAGCUCAGAAGAGCGUGAAGCAGGGGAGAUAUAACCGUGGCUGUACAUUCACCUGAUCUCUAGCUUCCUAUGGAGUUGCAUACUAUGGUUUAGUUUACAAUUUAAAGGGACACCAUUGAGCAGUUCCAGACACUGAUCCAACUAGGGUAGAUGUACAGUAUAUAAAAGCGGUUAUAACCAACUAUAAAUUUAAAUCCUCUUCAAUUGAUGCCUAAAGCUGUGUCCUUGAUUCCACCAAGAUGUAAAACUUUUUUGAAAGAUUUAUCUCUGUUCAGGACAACAGUUUUAUGUACCAUGGUGCGAUCUCAAUGUUUUAAUCUCCUUUUAAGUACAAGUUAAAUAGUGAACAAAUUAUAUUGUACUUCUUGCCUUGGGUGCUCUCAAACCUUUAUAAAAUUCUCCAAUUCUGUUCCAGUCCAAACAGCCGCAUUGAAAGGUUUUGUUUUUUGUUUUGUUUUAAGAGGGUGGGUGGGUACUAAACUUUUAUUCUAAGGUUAUCUUCCCAGCAGUAGUAUGGGAACCUAGGAGUUGGUUACAGGGGGAGCAUUUAGACUGGAAUAUGUGCUGGAGAAUGCUGAAAUGUCAUUUUUUACAGUGCCUAUUUAGACUUGGAAAUUGAGCAGCUGUUGCAUUACAUCUUUACUUUUACUAAAAUUCUGAAAUCAAAGCCAGUCCCACAUCUCUGUACCAUUCAUUUGGUAUGUGUUUAGUAUAUCGGGGUUUUUUCCAUAAAAACUUUUUUCUGCUUUUUCUUGUGGGGUGUAAACUGCACAUCCUUAAUUGUAAUAAAAUAAAAAUAAAAAAGGAAAUGUCUUGUCCAGUAAAUCAAAUUGAGCACAUCGAUUUCUCAAGUUAUGUGCUGCUAAUUGUAUUUCUCUUAACAGGUCAGUCAAAGGUGGAGAAUAAAAAACAGUUCCGAACCCUCUCAUUUGGAGGAAUUCAUUUAAAAUACACGUCUCUGUACUACUGAAGAAGAUGUCUAGUGAAACAUAAGUUAAAUCGUCAUGAUUUGAAGGUGGCAAAGAUCAUGUUCUUUGUGAGAAUUAUUCAACCCAGGUAUGUAUAAAAUUCCGCCUUCGGUUCCCAAGAGUGGCACAGUUAACUUCUUGUGGUAAGCUGUUCUGUAGCAUUGCUGUACAAUAUGCACAUUUCAUCCCAAGGUUGCUAAGAAAGUGAAAUGCUUGUGAUCCUUCAAGAUGAAAGGCACUGCAAGAUCAAAAAUAAUUCUUGCUUGGUGGCAGCAGAGAUGAACCAUUUUACAUAGGCGACAUGGUGCUGAUACGUUACUUCUUUUUUUUCUUUCCUUUGGUACUGUACGCACGAGCAGCCAAAUAAAGAAUUCAGACCACCGUUCAGUUUGGACCCCACUACAGCAUACUGCCUCAAUUUGUUGCUGUUGGGAUCAUGUCCAUGAGCAGUGAAAUCCCUUGGAAUUAGAGCCCUCACAUGGAAAUGCGUUUCACAUAUAGCUUUUGUCUGAAAUGAACAAGUUGACUCGUACAACUGGCAUUCACACAACAGAGGUGAAAUUGAGGCUCCACCAACCAAGCACCCAAACUCAGGUGGAAUGGAGAUGAGACAAAUGAUGGCAGAAGUGGUAAACAUAGUCAGAUCAAAGCCUGACAGACAUGAAAUCAAAGCUCAGUUUGACCACUUGCCUGAAGAACUUCAGUGUGUGACGGGAAGUGCUAGCCAAUGUUUCAUCACGGUCAGCCGAGAAAAAUGUCAUGAGAAGGAGGAAGAGUAUAGAAAGCUGAAGGAGGAAAACAAAGCCUUACAGGAAAAAUUUCAGUCAGUCUUGGCCAAGACCGUGAGAAGUCACAGGUCCUCUGAGGACCUGAAUGACCCAAGUCGAGAGUCGGCUGUGUUGGAGAGAGAUCACAUGCUUCAGACACAAGAGUGGGCAAAAGCCAAAUAUGCCACAAGCAGCUCCUUCUUUCCUUUGAGGAAUACCAAUAGCGGGACCAUAAUUCAGAUGGUGUUUUCCAAAUGUGAAGAAAAUAUUAAAAAUAAGUUGGCUCGAAUCUCCAGCUUCCUUCAGUGUCCUGCUCUGACUGAAGCCAGUGGCGCCACCAGCAGCAAACAGACCUCUGAGCUGGUAAGAGAGAUAAGGAAUCACCUUAGAAAUCUCUAUUUUAACUACUCAGAAGCCAUAUACAGACAAUGGGGUGAGGCUGCUCUUCCUGAUGACAUGGAGAAGUCAGAGGCAGUUGUAAAGUUUGCAGCAGAGUGCUACAGAGUUUACUCUUUGUUGUUUCUUCAGAACCCACCCAUUACAGCUGUGUGGCCCAAAGAGCCAGUCUCACCACUUUACAUACAACACGUGGACUUAAAGAAAUUGGAGGGCACUAAAUCAAGAAAAUUUCUGUGGCCAAUACUGUUUUCUGAGGGAAACAUGAUUAAGAAUGGUGUAGUAUAUGAUUAAAAGUAGCAAGUGUUUCCAGUAUAACAGCUGUUUACAGUAAAACAUUCAGGCAUAAAGAAUAGAAAAAAAGAAUAGAAUAGAAAAUAGAAAAAAAAUAGACUAGAAAAUAGAAAAAAAUAGAAAAAAUAGAAAAAAAAUUAGAAAAAAAAUAGAAAAAAAGAAUAGAAAGAGGGUGAACCAGCAGUCUUGCAGUGUGUGCCCCUCUCGCUGAGGAAAUGCCUGAACCUUAGCUUUGCUACUAAAAAUACCCUUGAAUAGGGACAUGUAAGAGGGUUUGGUAUUUAUUAGAAGUCUUCAGAUAUCUCAUGAAAAAUGUUCUUCCUUGAAAUAACUGUACUCCUGCCUGUCUCCGAAUUGCUUGUUCCUUACUGUUUUUAAGCACUCCUUGCAUGCAAACAAUUUCUUUGUUAAAAAAAAAAAAA